AUGACUACAUUCAGUUUUACUUUUAUCAGUUUACGUACGAAACUACCAUGUCAUGUCUCUGGUGUAGAACGUACAUGGGAAUAUUUAAAAAAAGAAUUUAAUCGGCAAAGCGAUGGUUUACCUGGCGCACGAUAUUACGAAACAAUGGGAGCUGGACCUCAAUUAUUUGCUGUUCUUGAUAAUGAAGUAUAUUAUCAUGAUGAGGAACAAUGGUUUCCGUAUAAGAGCGCGAUGAAUCUCGUACAAGGAACAAUUGUAACCGAUGAAUAA
Messenger RNA from Adineta ricciae, 270 nucleotides. NCBI's taxonomy places the organism in Eukaryota, Metazoa, Rotifera, Eurotatoria, Adinetida, Adinetidae. The record is from the annotation of a GenBank genome assembly.